UCUUUCACAUUUAUCACAAAUAUUUGUACAAUUCAGUUUUCAUAUGGCUCUCUAUGGAACCUUAAUGCUUCUUCUUUCCCUUUUGCUACUUCUCCUUUUGACCCAUGCAUUGGCUGAGGGAUUAACCUUAGAUAUUGUUAGUCUUGGAGCAAAGCCUGAUGGAAAGACCGAUGCCUCGCCUGUACUCCAAACAGCAUGGGCCAAGGCUUGUGACUCGACGGGACCUGCUACUAUUCACGUGCCCAUAGGCACAUUCUACGUUCAAAGUGGGAGCUUUAAUGGGCCUUGUAAGAACAAUGCUAUUACUAUUCGCAUCGAUGGCACUCUUGUGGCUUCCUCAGACAUUCAAGUUCUAGCUAAAACUAAAGCUUGGAUUGCGUUUAAAGACGUAAAUGGGCUUUCCAUUCAUGGCGGUGUUAUUGAUGGGAAAGGAUCUAGCAUAUGGGAUUGUAAACACUCUGGGAAUAAUUGCCCCGAUGGAGCACCGAAUCUUGAAAUCACAAAUGCACAAGAUGUUAUCAUCGAUGGAUUAGCUUCAAUUAAUAGCCAAAUAUUUAACAUUGUGGUGCACGGUUGCCAAAAUGUGAACAUUCAAGGAGUGAAGGUCUCGGAUCCUGGCGAUAGUCCGAACACUGAUGGCAUCCAUGUGCAGGAGUCAUCAGAUGUGACCAUCCUCAGUUCCAACAUCGGCACCGGUGAUGACUGCAUCUCAAUUGGUCCAGGGACCACCAACUUAUGGAUAGAAAGUGUUACAUGUGGACCUGGGCAUGGAAUCAGCAUUGGGAGCUUGGGGAAGUCGGCAGAUGAGCCUGGAGUGAAAAAUGUGACAGUUACAUCAUCGACUUUUACCGAGAGUACGAAUGGAGUAAGGAUUAAGUCUUGGGCAAGACCAAGUAGUGGGUUCGCAACCGAUAUUCAUUUUCAACACAUUACUUUGGAUAAUGUGAAGAACCCUAUCAUAAUUGAUCAAAACUACUGUCCACAUGAUGAAGGCUGCCCCCAUCAGGAUUCGGGAGUAAAAAUUAGCGAAGUAACUUACGAAGAUAUCAAGGGAACAUCAGCCACUGAAAUAGGAGUCAAAUUUGAUUGUAGCCCAACAAAUCCUUGCACUGGACUCACCUUGGAAGACAUUAAAGUGACUUAUAAUGAUCAAAUCGCUAAAGCUUCAUGCGAAGGUGCCAAAGGAACUGCCUCUGGUGUGGUUGAACCUGCUAGUUGCUUAGAAUAGACGAACUUAAUUUUGGUGAUAGCCUAUUACUUAGUAUAUUACAAAGGUGAAAAUUGGAGUUGUAUUGCUUCAGCCUAAUAAACGAACUCUUAUGAAUUUAAAUA
Molecule: messenger RNA, 1332 nt
Organism: Cucurbita pepo subsp. pepo (vegetable marrow)
Lineage: Eukaryota; Viridiplantae; Streptophyta; Magnoliopsida; Cucurbitales; Cucurbitaceae
Product: polygalacturonase
Biological process (GO): carbohydrate metabolic process
Molecular function (GO): polygalacturonase activity
Source: RefSeq, a predicted model, not a curated record